AUGGAGCUCUCAGAGGUGCGGUGCCUGAGCGACAGCGAUGAACUUUACACCAUCAACAGGACCCCUCCAGGCAGUGGCAGACCCCAGCGCCUGCUGUGGCAGACGGCCGUGCGCCACAUCACCGAGCAGCGCUUCAUUCAGGAGCACAGCAGCAGCAGCGGCGGCAGCAGCAGCGGUGGGGGCAAGGGCUUCAGCUCCGAGGAGACCUUCUACCCCAACCACCUCCCCCACCCGCCGCACCACCACCUCCGCCGGCAGUCGGCCGGCCGCAGUUUAGGCGGCGAACGCCACAACAACGGAGGCACAAAAGUCUUCCCGGAGGGCACGAGCAGCAGCGGGGACCUGGGGUUUCUGCCCCUGGACUGUGCCCCCAGCAACUCCGACUUCUUCCUCAACUGGGGCUAUACUUACCGCGGGGUGAUCUUCCCCACUCUCCGCAACUCCUUCAAGUCUCGGGACUUGGAGCGCCUUUACCAGCGCUACUUCUUGGGCCAGCGGCGCAAAUCUGAGGUGGUCGUGAACAUCUUGGAUGUGCUGACCAAGCUGACCCUGCUGUUCCUCCACCUGACCCUGGCUUCUGCUCCCAUGGACCCCAUUAAGGGCAUCCUCUUGGGCUUCUUCACAGGCAUUGAGGUGGUGAUCUGUGCCUUAGUGGUGGUCAGGAAGGACACAACCUCGUACACCUACCUUCAGUACAGCGGUGUGGUCACUUGGGUGGCCAUGGCCACACAGAUCCUGGCAGCUGGCCUGGGCUUUGGCCUCCUUGGGGACAGCAUUGGCUAUGUGCUCUUCACGCUUUUUGCAACUUACAGCAUGCUCCCACUGCCACUCACCUGGGCCAUCCUGGCUGGGCUGGUCACCUCUGUCUUGCAGCUCGUCAUGCAGUUGGUUAUCCCCAGGCUGGCUGUGACUUCCCUCAACCAGAUAGCAGCUCAGGCAGUGUUGUUUAUGUGUAUGAACACUGCAGGAAUCUUCAUUAGCUACCUAUCAGACCGAGCACAACGUCAAGCCUUCCUGGAGACCAGAAGAUGUGUAGAAGCCAGACUGAGACUAGAGACAGAGAAUCAACGACAGGAGCGGUUGGUGCUGUCUGUCUUACCACGGUUUGUAGUCCUGGAAAUGAUAAAUGAUAUGACCAAUGUAGAAGAUGAACAUUUGCAACACCAAUUUCAUAAGAUCUACAUUCAUCGUUAUGAGAAUGUGAGUAUUCUUUUUGCAGAUGUUAAAGGAUUCACCAACCUCUCCACAACUCUGUCAGCCCAAGAGUUGGUCCGAAUGCUGAAUGAACUCUUUGCCAGAUUUGAUCGACUAGCACAUGAGCAUCAUUGUCUCAGAAUAAAGAUCCUGGGGGACUGCUACUACUGUGUGUCAGGGCUUCCAGAACCCCGGCAGGACCAUGCCCACUGCUGUGUUGAAAUGGGGCUCAGCAUGAUCAAAACUAUUAGAUAUGUUAGGUCAAGAACAAAGCAUGAUAUUGACAUGAGAAUAGGGAUACAUUCGGGAUCAGUUCUGUGCGGAGUGCUGGGCCUGCGAAAGUGGCAGUUUGAUGUCUGGUCCUGGGACGUGGAUAUUGCAAACAAACUUGAGUCAGGUGGAAUUCCUGGGAGAAUUCACAUCUCCAAAGCCACUCUGGACUGCCUGAAUGGGGAUUAUAAAGUUGAAGAAGGGCAUGGUAAAGAACGUAAUGAAUUCUUGAGGAAACAUAACAUUGAGACUUAUUUAAUUAAACAACCUGAGGAGAGUCUAUUGACUUUGCCUGAAGAUAUUGUGAAAGAGGCUGUCAGCUCCUCCGACAGGAGAAACAGUGGAGCAACAUUUACUGAAGGAUCCUGGAGCCCUGAACUUCCAUUUGAUAACAUAGUGGGAAAACAGAACACUCUGGCUGCCCUAACAAGAAAUUCAAUAAAUCUGCUUCCAAACCAUCUUGCACAAGCUUUGCAUGUCCAGUCUGGGCCUGAGGAAAUUAACAAGCGAAUAGAGCACACCAUCGACUUACGGAGUGGCGAUAAAUUGAGAAGAGAGCAUAUCAAGCCUUUUUCACUGAUGUUUAAAGACUCCAGCCUGGAGCAUAAGUACUCUCAAAUGCGGGAUGAAGUGUUCAAAUCAAACUUGGUGUGUGCAUUUAUUGUUCUUGUAUUUAUCACCGCUAUCCAAAGCUUACUUCCUUCUUCCAGGGUGAUACCAAUGGUCGUUCAGUUUUCUAUUCUGAUUAUGCUGCACUCCGCUCUCGUGUUAAUCACCACGGCAGAGGAUUACAAAUGUUUACCCUUAAUGCUUCGGAAAACUUGCUGCUGGAUUAAUGAGACCUACCUGGCCAGGAAUGUCAUUAUAUUUGCAUCCAUUCUGAUUAAUUUUCUUGGAGCCAUCAUCAAUAUUCUCUGGUGUGAUUUUGACAGACCAGUAGCCCUGAAGAACCAGACAUUCAAUUCAUCUGCAUCUUUUACAGACAUCUGUUCCUAUCCUGAGUAUUUUGUCUUCACUGGUGUACUGGCAAUGGUGACUUGUGCAGUCUUUCUUCGUCUCAACUCCGUCCUGAAGCUGGCAGUGCUUCUCAUCAUGAUUGCAAUCUAUUCUCUGCUGACUGAGACCAUCUAUGCUUCCCUUUUUCUGCAAUAUGACAGCUUUAACCAUAAUGGAGAGUAAGUCACAGACUUCCUGGGUACAAAGGAAGCAUCUUUACUACUGAUGGCAAUCUUCCUUUUAGCUGUUUUUUAUCAUGGCCAACAGCUUGAAUACACAGCAAGGCUGGAUUUUCUGUGGCGUGUUCAAGCAAAAGAAGAAAUCAAUGAAAUGAAGGAGCUAAGAGAGCACAAUGAAAAUAUGUUACGGAAUAUUUUGCCCAGUCACGUUGCCCGUCACUUUCUGGAGAAGGAUCGGGAUAAUGAAGAAUUAUACUCUCAGUCCUAUGAUGCUGUUGGUGUGAUGUUUGCUUCUAUUCCUGGAUUUGCUGACUUCUAUUCCCAGACUGAGAUGAAUAACCAAGGAGUAGAAUGUCUGCGGUUGCUGAAUGAAAUCAUUGCAGACUUCGAUGAGUUACUAGGUGAAGAGAGAUUUCAAGAUAUUGAAAAAAUUAAAACAAUUGGCAGCACAUACAUGGCCGUGUCAGGAUUAUCACCUGAAAAACAGCAAUGUGAAGACAAAUGGGGGCAUUUGUGUGCUCUGGCCGACUUCUCCAUAGCUUUGAAUGAAAGCAUACAGGAGAUCAACAAGCAUUCAUUUAACAACUUUGAGCUCCGUAUUGGGAUUAGCCAUGGCUCCGUUGUAGCAGGAGUUAUCGGUGCUAAGAAACCCCAAUAUGAUAUCUGGGGCAAAACAGUUAAUUUAGCAAGUCGAAUGGACAGCACAGGUGUUAGUGACAGAAUACAAGUGCCUGAAGAAACGUAUCUGAUCCUGAAGGACCGGGGAUUUGCCUUCGACUACCGAGGAGAGAUUUACGUCAAAGGUAUCAGUGAACAGGAAGGAAAAAUCAAAACAUAUUUUCUUCUAGGAAGAGUCCAACCAAAUCCUUUAAUCUUGCAACCAAGAAAACUGACUGGACAGUAUUCGUUAGCAGCUGUUGUAUUAGGACUUGUACAGUCUCUUAACAGGCAAAAACAGAAGCAAAUCCUUAAUGAGAACAAUAAUUCUGGAAUCAUGAAAGGACAUUAUAACCGGAGGACUUUGCUCACUCCUGGUGGAUCUGAGGCAGCAGCCCAGGCAGAGGGGGCUGACAAAACUGAAUUGCCAUAA
Indicator indicator is the source of this 3729-nucleotide messenger RNA. RefSeq names its product adenylate cyclase 8 (gene ADCY8). Gene Ontology annotation, molecular function: adenylate cyclase activity. The record is from RefSeq and is a predicted model, not a curated record. Lineage: Eukaryota; Metazoa; Chordata; Aves; Piciformes; Indicatoridae. The transcript is spliced from 18 exons. Gene Ontology annotation, cellular component: plasma membrane. Gene Ontology annotation, biological process: adenylate cyclase-activating G protein-coupled receptor signaling pathway; cAMP biosynthetic process; intracellular signal transduction.